Molecule: messenger RNA, 2256 nt
Organism: Sinocyclocheilus grahami
Lineage: Eukaryota; Metazoa; Chordata; Actinopteri; Cypriniformes; Cyprinidae
Product: guanine nucleotide-binding protein subunit alpha-11
Exons: 7
Coding region: 797-1876 (359 amino acids)
Biological process (GO): adenylate cyclase-modulating G protein-coupled receptor signaling pathway
Cellular component (GO): cytoplasm; heterotrimeric G-protein complex
Molecular function (GO): guanyl nucleotide binding; G-protein beta/gamma-subunit complex binding; GTPase activator activity
Source: RefSeq, a predicted model, not a curated record
CUGCUGUCAUCUGCAAAAAAAGUGGCACAAUCCAUUUUUAAAGGCAACUGGCUUUUUUUUUUUCCUUCCAGGAAUUUUAUUUUUCUACAAGUGUUGUGACUGAGCGCUCCCGUGAUAUAAAACGACACAAAAGGGAAUGUUUUUGACAUUAUUCAGUUACUGGUUCAGUGACGCUUCAUUCACCCGAUCGGACAGCGAUUCCUUUUCUGAGGAGGAAUCUGUUUUUCCUCCAUUUGAAGGGGUGGAUAAGGCAGGAGAGGGGGUAAAUAGGAAAAGUGGAUGUCACCGGGACCCGUGUCGGUGGUGAGCCGCCGCGGAGCUGCUGUGGGAGUGUCGCACGCACGCACGCGAGGAUAGUUUGCCCUGGAUUUUUCAAUCAUUUGCGAGAUAAGGCUCCCGGACCUCCUCCUCGUCGUUGUCGUCGUCGUCGACGCUGCCCUCCCUUCCUCAUCCUCCCGUUUUUUUCUUCCUCUCUUACCUCCGCGAUUUUGCCGCGGUCCGCACGCGGGGUAGCAGCUCGCGCUCAGCUCGAGAGGACUGAACGCAGCGCGCGAGGCCCCCCGGCCCCUCCCCCACUCUCACUCUCAAACCCACUUCAGAUCAUCUCCUCACCUCCCUUCUCGUUUUCCCCUUCAUUUUCUUAACAUUUUUCCUCAGAGGAGGAGGAUUGCGGGGACUAUUUAAUUUUGACCAGCCUUCUUCCCAGCGGCCACCCGAACCAAGUGAUAUUUUUGUGUGUUUUUUCUCGUUUCUGAAGCCCCGACGAGGCCGGGCUGUGUACAGUAAAGCAGUGGGGAUGACUUUAGAGUCGAUGAUGGCCUGCUGCCUGAGCGAAGAGGCCAAGGAGUCGAAACGAAUCAACGCCGAAAUCGAUAAGCAACUGCGUCGGGACAAACGCGACUCGAGACGGGAGUUGAAGCUGCUCCUCCUCGGUACGGGUGAGAGCGGCAAGAGUACGUUCAUCAAACAGAUGCGUAUCAUCCAUGGCACCGGAUACACAGACGAGGACAAACGCGGAUUCACCAAACUGGUGUACCAGAACAUCUUCACCUCCAUGCAGUCCAUGAUCCGCGCCACUGAAAACCUGAAAAUUGGCUUCAAGUACGAGCAGAACAAGGCAAACGCCAUGCUGGUGAAGGAGGUGGACAUUGAGAAGGUGUCGUCAUUCGACCAGCCCUACAUUAGUGCCAUUAAGAUGCUGUGGACAGAUCCAGGCAUUCAAGAGGCCUACGACAGACGCCGAGAGUACCAGCUGUCAGACUCCACGAAAUACUAUCUAUCUGAUCUGGAUCGUAUCGCCGUGCCCUCCUACCUUCCCACCCAGCAGGAUGUUCUGAGGGUUCGAAUCCCGACUACUGGGAUUAUUGAAUACCCGUUCGACCUUCAGAGCAUCAUUUUCAGGAUGGUUGAUGUGGGGGGUCAGAGGUCAGAGCGCAGGAAGUGGAUCCACUGUUUUGAGAAUGUGACAUCCAUCAUGUUCCUGGUGGCUCUGAGCGAGUACGAUCAGGUUCUAGUCGAAUCGGACAAUGAGAAUCGUAUGGAGGAGAGCAAGGCUCUGUUCAGGACGAUAAUCACAUAUCCAUGGUUCCAAAACUCUUCUGUCAUCCUCUUCCUAAACAAGAAGGACCUGCUGGAGGAGAAGAUCUCCUACUCCCACCUGGUCGACUAUUUCCCAGAGUUCGAUGGGCCCCAAAGGGACGCCCAGGCUGCACGGGAGUUCAUCCUGAAGAUGUUUGUGGAUCUGAACCCCGACAGCGACAAGAUCAUCUACUCGCAUUUCACCUGCGCCACCGACACGGAGAACAUCCGCUUUGUGUUCGCGGCGGUGAAAGACACCAUCCUGCAACUAAACCUGAAGGAAUACAACCUGGUGUGAGACGUGCGACGAGUCCGACACAUGAAUCAGCAUAAAACAGGCACCCACAGAGCGUGCGCACACCUACGUCCACACACCACACACACACACACACACACACACACACAUGCAUCAUGUACACUUUCAGAAACACACGGUUCUUUUGAUUUCUCUUUACUAGCUUCCAGAGUUUUCCUCUUUCUGUCCAGCGGAAUCAUAAUGGACAUGUCCUGCUCAUCGUUUGUUUUUUAUUUGUUUGCGAAAGUCUGUCCGCUCAUCCCUGGGCAGCUCUCGUCAAAGGCCUCUUUCCCUUUUAUCAAAUUUGACCACCAAAAAAAAAAGAAAGAAAAAAAAGUGGCUCGGAUUUGACAAAGGGCAUUAGACUCCUACUAGCCACUUCA